GGGGAGUGAUGUGCUUGAAUGCCUGGCCAGCCUAUAUAAGGCUCGCGUGUGUCUCCUGAAAUUGAGCAUCUAGAUGUAUUGUUUCCGUACAUAAUAGAACAAGAGACAAUAGAGAAACUUCCAAAGUCCACUUCCUGUUUACCCCCUUACUUGCCUUCCCUUAUCCGCUACUAGCGUCGAUAUGCGGUCCAUUCUCGAGGAAUCCCGGACGGGGCGCAGUCUCUUACCCUUAUAUGCCAGCUCUUCUACCUCUGCAUCGCCGCGGUCGAGCCCUCCGCCGUCACACAGCAAGAGUCCCGUAUCAUCGGCCGAUAAAUCGUCCUUCAACCCUGCUAUCAUCGACGAAGACUAUUUGGUAGUCAGAACCGUUCAUGGGAAUGACGAAGGCGAUGCCAUGCACUUCAAGUCCUGGCAGCGCCUCUCUGGCCGCUUGCUCUUUGUGACAGGCGCCAUCCCUGCCUUCUUGGGGAUAUGGGCAAGCGUCAUCCAGCUUGGGGCACUGAGAGAUCCAGUAUUGCGGGAGACAGUAAUGCCUCUAAGAAUACUGUUAGCAACUCUCAUGACCUAUGUCGGCUUUAUCGAUUCGCUCGAUUCUAUGAUACUCGCAAUAGUAAUGGUGUACAACUCGAUAGGGAAGUGGCGCCCAAAGCUCCGUCUUCUGGGAGACAAUGUUCCGUCCGUAGACGUUAUCGUUGCCGUGUGCAACGAGCGCAUCGACAUUGUGCAGGACACUGUGCGGGCGGCCCUCAACGUCGACUAUCCCACGAACCGCUUCCGCGUCAUCGUUGCCGACGACGGCAGGUCGCAAAAGCUCGAGGCGUGGAUUCUGCAGCUUGCCGUUGACACGCCCAACCUUCAUUAUACCGCGCGUGUCAAGAACGGCGGGAAGCCAGACUACAAGGCCGGCAACCUGAACCAUGCCAUGCGGUUCGCCGAAACCCUGCCUGGAGGGGCGGCCGAAUUCGUGGCUGGUCUUGAUGCCGACAUGAUUCCUGAGCGGAGAUGGUUGCGAGCAGUAGCCGCCCACAUCGUGCGGGAUUCCAAGAUGGGCAUGGUCUGUCCGACUCAGCUCUUCUACAAUAUGCCAAACGGCGACCCUCUUUGUCAAUCGAGCUUGAUAAACUGGAAAUGUGCUGACAUCUUUCGCGACCACGUCGGUUGCGGGUGGAACCUGGGGUCUGGUUGGAUUGUUCGGCGCCUGGCUAUUGACGACAUCAACGGUUUCCCUACUGACUGCCUGGUCGAGGACAUUUGCAGCUCCAUGCUCACAAUGGCCGAGGGCUGGAAGACGGCUUACAUUCCCGAAGGCCUCCAGUAUGGACUGGUGCCCGAGACUUAUCUCGGUCACGUCAAGCAGGUAAGCACUUCACUUGCCCCCUUCCCCCUGACCUUGAGAUCGAUGAAAAGUCGAGGCUAA
This is a messenger RNA of Lasiosphaeria miniovina, 1417 nucleotides long. RefSeq names its product nucleotide-diphospho-sugar transferase. NCBI's taxonomy places the organism in Eukaryota, Fungi, Ascomycota, Sordariomycetes, Sordariales, Lasiosphaeriaceae. The transcript is spliced from 3 exons. The record is from RefSeq and is a predicted model, not a curated record. The coding region runs from base 182 to 1417 and encodes 411 amino acids.